Molecule: messenger RNA, 2446 nt
Organism: Lobosporangium transversale
Lineage: Eukaryota; Fungi; Mortierellomycota; Mortierellomycetes; Mortierellales; Mortierellaceae
Exons: 2
Coding region: 17-2371 (784 amino acids)
Source: RefSeq, a predicted model, not a curated record
GUCUCCUUCAGCUGUAAUGGCUAAAUCCAAAUCGAAGAAGCGCAAUCAAGCAUCUACUCAUGCAUUUCCCGAGAGACCAAGGGACAUUCCUAGGCGCAAUGCUUCUGUCAAAACAUCGAGUGCCUUGACAUCACUGGAGAAUAAUAGCAGCUUUGACUCGAAACAUCACUAUUCUGAUUCAUCAACACCCACCCAGCAUGCCCCGCUGCCAUUACCCUCGCCUUCAUUACUGAGUUGCUCUACUUCAGGCUCUGCAGCCUUUUCUAUGCCUAGCCCAGUGUUUCCGCCACACACGAUGCCUCAAAUGCGGCCAAGAAUUGGAGAAUCGCUGUUCGUAUCUCAACGACCAUUGACGCAAAAUGGAGAUCUACAGGACAUCAUUCAUCCCUCUCCCAGUCCACAGAUUCGGAUAUCAUCCCAGCCUGUUAUGUUACAUCCGAGCCCCACACCAUCAAAAAUGUCAGUGUCUAUAGAUAUUCCACCACUAGCGACAUUAUUACGUAAGAAGGAACCAAAGGAGCAAUCAUCAUCGAUGGCUACAGAACAACCAGCGUCAUCUGUAGCUCCAAAACCUGCAGAUAAAAAAAAGGCGUUAUCUUAUGUAAUGCCAUCUAAUCCGAGUAGCUUAUAUCCACUCAUCCCAAAAGGCGGAAAAGUGCUUCAUUGGCAAAUUGCGCCAGAGGGCUCAGCUUCACCAUGGACUCUAUCUUCACCACAAGCCUCACCAUUAUCAGUAUCACCCUCACUUCAGGCUCUUCCUUCUUCAUAUUCUUCGCCCCAAUCACAAGAGCCACAAGAAUCGCAAGAAUCACGAUCGCCCAGUAUGCCACUGUCAACGUCGCAGCCUACGAUAGAAGACUUGAAAGAGAUGGCAGAGUCGACAGAUACUACUAAAAUGAGUAGAAAGGCUCGUAAACAGCUAUACGCGUCACUCGCUGCAGCAGAUCUUUCGCGACCAACACCAAAAGACAAUUACAACAAAUACUUAUCGAUCCAAUUCGCGAUCACUAUGGUGGGAGAUAUUCCUAUCUUGAAAGAUAACAAGGUGGCAAACAGAGCUGCUGGAGAAGCUAUCUUCCGAGCAAUAGUGCAUGUCUUGAGCCGAGAUUUUGCAUUCAUGACGGCAAAUAUAUUUUUCACAGAGUACAAGAGACUUUUUGGUCGCGGGAAAGGUAGCGACAUUGAGCCGAAUCCACUAGACCAUUAUUCGUUUGCUGAUAUUUUGGAAAUUAGGGUUUUGAAGACGGUCAGAUACUAUCGCCUAAAAUGGAGUUAUUUUGAACAGAUCGCAGAAACCCAUGGUCUUUCAUGCCCAAGAAGCGAAAAAGAAGUUUUUAUCAGUGAUCUUGGGUCAUUGAUACCAAUAUCUCCUCUCAGUCCUAUGAUUGUCCUUGCCGUUACAGAUAAAAAUUAUGCACGCCUGGUUAGCACAUCCGCCCUAUUUGGAGAGCUUACUCCGUCUAUACUUGAUCCAGGUGUUCCUCUACAAGAUUUCCAAAGCUAUCUACCUGUGUGGUACCCUCAUCUUUACCUUUCUGAAAAGCUAUCUGAGCUCAUGGCCACUACUACACCAGUAGAUCAGUCCAUGAUCAAUUUGAACGCGAUAUCACAAGCCAACAUAACGAGACAGAGUUUUUUAACAUUGAUCAAUAUUGCUGCUGGGACAGGAAUGAAUGCUAAAAAGGCCAGGAAAAUGCUUGGUCGCCAUGGCGCGCGUGUUUUAGGACCAACAGAGGCGACACGUCUAGAGAGUCGGACACGUACGAUGAUGGUAAGUCCUGUGGUAUCCACCAUGUGUAAUGAUUCGCUAGGCACAAGCAGGCCUCCUCCAGCCAUAGCCAUAUCCGCAGCUACUAGUAUUCCUUCAUCCCCUGACGGUACUUGGACCUUCACUACUGAAAUGGAUGUGGACCGGCCUUCUGUUCCUCAUAUUGAAGCAGUAAGUGCUAAUACACAAUCCAAACAGCUGCAGAGGUUACUUGUGAACGCCGCACAAGAAUCAACUACAUUGAUACAGGGCAGCCCUCUAGCGAAAGGAAUGUUGACGGAUGAGAAGGAGGAAGCAAAGAUGUCUGAGGUUUGCGCGCAGACUAAUGAACUUACACUGAGGCCAUUACAGGUAUCUCCUGCUUCUGCUGCUACAGAUCCAGAUGGUCCUGGUUACCUCCUUCCUUCAGCCGACUUCUCACUGCCUCGUCCGAUUCUUCCUCAGCUCCCUGGGCGUCCUGCACCAUAUGAGCAAAAGAGACCGUGGGAGCCUCCUAAAGUGCCUCGUGAGACGAUUCUGGCCACUCAGAAGGAGGCGUUGGACAAAAUAAUUGACUACAUCUGGACUCUUUCUAUCCAACCUGAAGAAAGGUCAAGAGCAUAAUGUGAAUGAGUAUAGUAUAUUACAAUAUCUAUAUAAUCGAUACGCGCACGCAGAUGCCAAUGUAAAUAAAAAAAG